UUUUAUAAUCAAAUAUUAUUUAUUGUAUAUCAAUUAAAAAUUUAUUUAUUGUACAUUUUCUUUAAGGUUUUUAACGGUAUAUUUAAUUACUCUAAGAUUUCUUUAAACUCUUAUAAUAACUUAGACUUUGGAUUAGUAUAGAUUAAAUAAAUCUUUCUAGAUAAAAUAAAUCUUUCAAGAAUUUUUGUAAGCACUUUUUCAAUAAUAAGUUUAGUUUCCUUCCCAAAUAUAAUUUCUUCUUUAUGCUAAGGAAAUUUUUUAGCGAAUACAAUUAAUAAUAACAAUAUAAAAUAAAUGUAGUAACAAGCGUCUUUGAUUAUCCGUAAUGUUUAUUAAUGCUAUUAUCUUUUUUAUUGCAAUUUCAAUUUAUUUUUUUCAACAAAUUGAAACAACAUACUGCGACUACAAUAAUUGAGACUCUUUCUCGCCAUGGGUGAGUUAUUUUUCAAUUUUUUAAUUUUAAUAUUUUAAAAACAUUAUAAAAGAUAUGUGUUUAACUUUGAAAAAAGUAUUAUUUUCAACAAUUUUUCGUAACAAGAUAUUGCAAAUCUCCAAGGAACAAUGUCAUUAAAAAUUUCGAAAUCAUUUUCUUCUAUUUAAUUUGCGAAUAAAAAUAAAUUCAAUUCAUUUUUAUGAAAAUAAAUAAUUGAUAUAGCAAAAAUGUAAACUAUUAAUCUCAGACUCGAUACAAGCAUUGUCUCUGAUAUGAUUGUUUAAACAGAUUUGCAUUAUAUAUUGUCUUCAAAUAAUCCUUAAACUUUCUUCACUAAAAAUCAUAAUUUAUAUCAUAAAAAAAUAGAUCAUUUAGAAAUUUCCCACCAAUUCUGCAAUAUAUUUUAUCGAUAAUUUAAUUUUCGAAUUUUUUUUUUCCCUACUACUUUCAAUAUCAACAAAAUGACCGACAGCAAUGUAAACAAUGAAAAUACUAUUUAAAUACCGAAUUUUCAAAAUAUUCCGUAAAAUAGUCUUUCUCUAAGUGUGGAUUUACAGGUUAAAUUUUAUUGAUACAUACUUCUUCGAUAUUCUUCGAUAUAAAAAUGAAACGAAAUGCAAGUUAUUUUCAUCGCGAUGAAAAAUUUAAAAAAUCACGUAGUGAUAAUAGUGAAAGUGGUCUACGUUCAAGAAGACCAGUUCAGGAAGACGAACGACUACAACGUAGACGGAAAGAAUGGUUUAUACAACAGAAACGAGAACGGGAACAUGAAAAAUUAAAAAAAAAAAUGAUCUUCGAGUAUGAAUUACAACGUAAGAAGGAAUUAGCAAAAAGAAAUAGAACUGAAAGUAGAUCGCUAGAAAGUCAAAAUAGAAAUAAUGCAUCUACAGCAAACACAUCUACAGCAUUGACAUUAUUCGAAAAAUUAGAAUCUUCAGAUGAUACUUCAUUUUAUAGAGGACCAGAAGGUACUCUAAUUAAUCCAUCAGACUUAAGAAAAAUUAAAAUAAAUAUUCGCAGAGUUUUACCAGGAAAACCAACAACUGGUGAACUUCUGCGAGAUAUUGUCAAUCCUGAAGAUGUGGUGCUGAAGAGAAGAACGGGUAAAAUGUUAUUUUUUGUUUCGAUUAUUAACAACUUAAAAAUUUAUCUUCAAAGAAGUAGCAAAGGAGAAGGAUCUAAGCCUAUAUUUGAAAGAGAAAGAAUUGAAAAAUGUAAAAAUGAAAUUACAAAACCUCAUACAGUUUUAGUUGUAAAUAUUGAAAGAUCAGAAGACGAAAUACCAUGUUUAGAAGACGAAUACCACAACAAUGUUCCAUCAUGUUCCAAAAAUUUUCAACAUACAUCAUCUCGUUAUUCCAGCUUUGCUUCGCAAAAGAUAGAAGAAAUGGCAGGAUUGAACAAGAAUAUUUGUCAUCUCAUGUGCCAACAUUAUCUUCCUGUUCAAAAAGAAAAAGCAGUAUUCAGGGAAAGAAGUUGCAGUAGAGAUAGAAAUAAAGAAUAUAAAAAAAAGGGCAGACAAUAUGAAAAAUUAAGAACAGAUAAUGAAAAAGAAAAACUUUCACAAGAAAAAACAAGUCGUAAACGUUAUUCUCGUUCAAGAGAACAAGAGCAAAAAUCAUAUAAAAAUGAAAAUUCUUAUCGAGAAUAUCGAAAAACAGCAAGAGAACGAUCUCGAGAUAGAAGAGAACGAGAAAGAUCUGGAGAACAUAAAAUAAUUUCAUCUUUAUCGAACAAUUAUAACAAUAAUAAUAAUAAUAAUUAUAAUAAUAAUAAUUAUAAUAAUAAUAAAAAAUUAUAUUAUUGUAAUAUUAAUUAUAUUGAACAAAUUCCUGUUCCUGUUUAUUAUGGGAAUUUUCCACCAAAUCCAAUAAUGGUUAGACCUUGGGUUCCAAUGCAAGAGCAAAUACCAAGAUUUAAAUAUAUUCUCGUUCAAGAGAACGAGAGAAAAAAUCAUAUAAAAAUGAAAAUUCUUAUCGAGAAUAUAGGAAAACAUCUCGAAAUAGAAGAGAAAGAUCUAGAGAACGUUUAUCGAACAAUUAUAAUUAUAGGAAUAGCUAUAAUAAAAAUUUAUUUUAUAAUAUAAAUUAUAUUCAACAAUUUCCUAUUCCUAUUUACUAUGGAAAUUUUCCACCAAAUCCAAUAAUGGUUAGACCUUGGGUUCCAAUGCAAGAGCAAAUACCAAGAUUUAAAUAUAUUCUCGUUCAAGAGAACGAGAGAAAAA
Molecule: messenger RNA, 2657 nt
Organism: Apis cerana (Asiatic honeybee)
Lineage: Eukaryota; Metazoa; Arthropoda; Insecta; Hymenoptera; Apidae
Product: calponin homology domain-containing protein DDB_G0272472-like
Source: RefSeq, a predicted model, not a curated record